AUGGUCCAGUUCUACGACGAGAUUCCGCCGUUCCUAAUCAAUUGGAUCAAGACCCAACAUGUGUUCUGGGUUGCAACAGCACCUUUGAGUGCUGACGGCCACGUCAACCUGUCCGGCAAAGGCAUUAACGGAACCUUUCACGUCGUCAAUAAUCGCCAAAUUUGGUACGAGGAUUUGACUGGGAGUGGCUGCGAAACAAUAUCACAUAUCCGAGAGAAUGGCCGAAUAACAAUCUACUUCAACGCUUUCGAAGGACCACCAAGGAUUGCUCGAUUAUUUGGAAAAGGGAAAGUAUAUGAAUUCGGAACACUGGAGUAUAAUGAACUAGUUCCGCCCGAAGAGAGGCAGCCUGGUUCACGUUCUAUUAUCAUGGUCGAUGUGCAUAAAGUUGCCACGUCGUGUGGCUAUGGGAUUCCGUUCUUUGAGUUCAAAUCUCAACGCACCAAAUACACCGACGUGGCUCUCAAGAAAGAGGCUCAGGACUGUGUUUCACCGUCCUCGGAGUUGCCUAGCGAUGGACUAAAGGCUUACUGGAAGAAAAUGAAUUCUACAAGUCUCGACGGGCUUCCUGGAAUGGAGCUCCUUCCGGUUACUGUUGCAACACAAUUUAUUCCAAAGGCAAAGGCUAGCAAGCCUAAGGCUCUGUCCAAAUUCCCGAAGGUCUCGGUUGCGCUAGACGAGAGGCUCAUGUUUGGCUUUGCCCUUGGUGUCCUUACAGUUUUGGUGGGAGGGCAAUUGAAUUCAUUAGGGAGUCUACGAAAUGUAGGACAAUUCUUCCGCGGGUAA
Molecule: messenger RNA, 786 nt
Organism: Marasmius oreades (fairy-ring Marasmius)
Lineage: Eukaryota; Fungi; Basidiomycota; Agaricomycetes; Agaricales; Marasmiaceae
Exons: 4
Coding region: 1-786 (261 amino acids)
Source: RefSeq, a predicted model, not a curated record